This is a messenger RNA of Chrysochloris asiatica (Cape golden mole), 2556 nucleotides long. It is a transcript of the gene MICALL1, whose product is annotated as MICAL-like 1. The record is from RefSeq and is a predicted model, not a curated record. Gene Ontology annotation, molecular function: protein binding. Bases 1 to 2556 code for a protein of 851 amino acids. The transcript is spliced from 16 exons. NCBI's taxonomy places the organism in Eukaryota, Metazoa, Chordata, Mammalia, Afrosoricida, Chrysochloridae.
AUGGCGGGGCCACGGGGCGCGCUGCUGGCCUGGUGCCGCCGCCAGUGCGAGGGUUACCGCGGCGUGGACAUCCGCGACCUGAGCAGCUCCUUCCGGGACGGCCUGGCCUUCUGCGCCAUCCUGCACCGGCACCGGCCCGACCUGCUAGAAUUUGAUUCACUUUCCAAGGACAAUGUUUUUGAGAACAACCGCUUGGCCUUUGAGGUGGCCGAGAAGGAGCUGGGGAUCCCUGCUCUCCUGGACCCCAAUGACAUGGUCUCCAUGAGGGUCCCCGACUGCCUCAGCAUCAUGACCUAUGUGUCACAGUAUUACAACCACUUCUCCAGCCCUGGCCAAGCUGGUAUGUCAGCACCCAGGAAAAGCUUGACAACUUCCUCCCCACCUUCUGAAGCAGACACCCCAGUGGAACCAGGAGACUCGUCUCAGGCUGAGGAGCUCUCCCCGGGCAGCCUGUCGGAGCAGAGCACCCACCAGACCCCAAGCAGCAUAUGCGCCGCCUGCCAUCAGCGUGUACACCUGGUACAGCGGUACCUGGCCGAGGGCAAGCUGUACCAUCGGCACUGCUUCCGGUGUCGGCGGUGCUCCAGCACCCUGCUCCCUGGAGCAUACAUGACUGGGCCCGAGGAGGGCACCUUCGUGUGUGCGGAACACUGUGCCAGGCUGGGCCCAGGGGCGCGGUCAGGGACCAGGCCUGGUCUCCUCUCACAAUCCAAGCAGCAGCCGGAACUUGCAGAAGACGCCAAGGACGUUGACAGAGGCCGUGCUAGCCUUCGCAUGUCAGCAGUGGCUGAAGCCGAUGGGCCCAAGGCCAGUGCUGAGGCCCGACCCCAAAUACCCAGCAAGCCCCACAUUCCCAGCAAGCCCCAGGAGCUGGCCAGCCCUCCAGCCAGCCGCCCCACCCCUGCCCCCAGAAGGGCAUCUGAGAGUGUGACUCUGACACCUCCCACGCCCCGGCCCCGGUCCAGUCUGCAGCACGAGAAUCCGGUGGAGCAGGGUGCUAAUGGCGGCCUUGUGAAUGGAAGGCUACAUGAGCCACCCGUCCCAAAGCCUCGAGGGACGCCCAAACUAUCAGACAGGACACCGGUCCCUAGGAAGGAUCCCCCAUGGAUCGCACUGGUGCAGGCAGAGCCAAAGAAGAAGCCAGCCCCCCUGCCCCCGAGCAGCAGUCCCGAGCCGCCCAGCCACAGGGGUGUGGAGAAUGGCAUUGAGGAGGUGGUCCCACAGAGCCUGGAGCCCAAGCCCUACAACCCCUUUGAAGAGGAUGUGGAGGAGGAGGGGUCCCUGGCUGCAUCCAGCCUGGCCACCGGCUCUGCCCCAGCCCACCGGGAGUCCACCCCCAAGUCCCUGCACCCCUGGUACGGCAUCACCCCGACCAGCAGCCCCAAGACAAAGAAGCGCCCUGCCCCCCGAGUGCCCAGCGCUUCCCCACUUGCACUCCACACCUCUCGCCUCUCACACUCGGAGCCCCCCUCGUCCACCCCAUCGCCCGCCCUCAGCGUAGAGAGCCUGUCGUCCGAGGGCUUCAACCAGACCUCUGGCGGGGAGCUUCUGGAACCACCACCUGUGCCUAAGAGCUCGUCGGAGCCUGUGGUCCACGCCCCUGGUACACCGGGCACAUCUGCCAGCAUCUCUGCCGACUCUUCCCUGUCGUCCUCGGGGGAGCUGGUGCAGUCCCGCUCAGACCAGACGCCUCAAGCCAGCCCUGGUCUUAGCACCAAUGCGAGGGGCAGUCCAGGGGCCCAAGAGGCCAAGCCCUGCAGUGGUGCUGCCCCCACCCCUCUCCUGCUGGUUGGAGACAGAAGCCCCGCAUCUCCUGGAAAUACAUCUCCCCAACUCCAGGUAAAGUCUUCCUGCAAGGAGAAUCCUUUUAACCGGAAGGCUUCACCUGCCGCCUCCCCAACCACAAGGAAGGCCACCAAAGGAUCCAAGCCAGCAAGACCACCAGCCCCGGGACAUGGCUUCCCGCUUAUCAAGCGCAAGGUCCAGGCUGACCAGUACAUCCCCGAGGAAGACAUCCAUGGAGAGAUGGACACCAUUGAGCGCCAGCUGGAUGCCCUGGAACACCGUGGUGUCUUGCUGGAGGAAAAGCUGCGUGGUGGGGUGAAUGAGGGCCGUGAGGACGACAUGCUGGUGGACUGGUUCAAGCUUAUUCAUGAGAAGCACUUGUUGGUACGGCGGGAGUCUGAGUUGAUCUAUGUCUUCAAGCAGCAAAACCUGGAGCAACGUCAGGCUGAUGUGGAGUAUGAACUCCGGUGCCUUCUCAACAAGCCGGAAAAGGACUGGACGGAGGAGGACCGCGGCCGGGAGAAGGUACUGAUGCAGGAACUUGUGACCCUCAUUGAGCAGCGCAACGCCAUCAUUAACUGCCUAGAUGAGGACCGGCAGAGGGAGGAAGAGGAAGACAAGAUGCUGGAAGCCAUGAUUAAAAAGAAAGAGUUCCAGAAGGAGGCUGAGCCCGAGGGCAGGAAGAAGGGGAAGUUCAAGACCAUGAAGGUGCUGAAACUUCUGGGGAACAAGCGUGAGAACAAGAGCAAGUCCCCUGGGGACAAGAGCUAA